Messenger RNA from Bombus huntii, 998 nucleotides. RefSeq lists its product as uncharacterized. The record is from RefSeq and is a predicted model, not a curated record. Lineage: Eukaryota; Metazoa; Arthropoda; Insecta; Hymenoptera; Apidae. The transcript has 5 exons. The coding region runs from base 207 to 998 and encodes 263 amino acids.
UCGAACACGGCCACCUUCGAUUCGAGUCUCCUCCGCUGGUUGGGCAAACCGAUCUUCAUCGUCUCCCCACCUGCCUCGCUCUUCCGGUACUUCAUUCGGCCUCGCUAUAUAUAUAGCCAGGAUCCUUGCUGGAUAUAUAUGACAGUGUGUUCCUGGCCACAGAAUCGAGCUGAUCGAGAAAGGGACAGGAAGGGACCUGGUGCACCAUGCAGCUCAGGAUCAGUAUGAGGUGCUUGAUCUUUGCGGCGAUAUUGACCGUCGCGCUUGCCACAUUUGGCAAAGAGCACGUACAUAUCAGAAUCCACGUACCGGAGAUAAUACAGCAUGACGAGAAGAAGGUUAUUAAAUACGAAGAUCACGGUGGACAUGAUCAUGGAGGAGGAGGUGGAGGUGGCGAUCAGACUAUAAUAGUCACUUCGCCUGGAGGAGGUGGAGGCCACGGAGGCGGUGGUGGUCACGGAGGAUUUGGCGGUGGAUUUGGAGGUGGUUUCGGAGGCCACGGAGGAGGUGGCUUUGGAGGUGGACACAUUAGCAUUGGAGGUGGUGGUCACGGUGGAGGUGGCCACGGAGGUGGCAGAGGAUUCGGAGGUGGACACGGAGACAUUAUAAUAUCCAGUUCAGGUGGUGGCCACGGUGGUGGAGGCUAUGGAGGCGGUGGUGGUGGAUUCGAUGAACAUCACGGUGGCGGAGGAUUUGGAGGAGGAGGUGGAUACGGUGGUGGUGGAGCAACGAUCAUCGAACAUCACGGUGGCGGAGGAUAUGGAGGCGGCGGUGGCGGUGGUGGCUUCGAUGCUCACCAUGGUGGUGGAGGAUUUGGAGGCGGUGGAGGAUAUGGAGGCGGCGGUGGUGGAGGAGCGAUCAUCGAACACCACGGUGGUGGAGGCUAUGGAGGCGGUGGUGGUGGUUUCGAUGCUCACCACGGUGGCGGAGGAUUUGGAGGUGGCGGUGGUGGAGGGGUUAUGGAGGUGGCGGUGGUGGGGGUGGUGGCGGAGGAUUGA